This is a messenger RNA of Caenorhabditis angaria, 1425 nucleotides long. The record is from the annotation of a GenBank genome assembly. Lineage: Eukaryota; Metazoa; Nematoda; Chromadorea; Rhabditida; Rhabditidae.
AUGCUGAACUAUCGAGUUACAAAUCAUAUAACUAACAUAAAAUGGGUAAAUAUUUUCUCGCCAUGGGAAAAACAACGAGCAUAUUCAGCACUUCUUCUUUGGUUCGUCUUGAUCUACCCGAUUUGCUGUUUGAUGCAAAUAUUCCCAUUUGUUUUGGUGAGUCAUUUUGGAAAACUGUAAAUUCUUGAAUCUGACUUGAAUUUUUUCAGUUUUUCACCGGUCAAUGGUUGAUUCUUGCUGCUUACGGAGUUUGGUACUUGUAUGAUAGAAAAAGUCCAAGACGCGGUGGAUAUAGAUCGAAUUGGUUCAGAAAUUUGAGAGUUCACAAAUGGUUUGCCGAAUAUUUUCCAAUUCGAUUACACAAAACAGCCGAGUUACCAGCAGACAAGGUAACUUUUUGAAUUUUUGGUCAUUACUGCUAACAUAAAAUUAGAUUAAAUUAGAACUCCUAACAAAUUAUAUACAACAGGGGAAAUUGAUAAUUGUUGCAUAACCAGCUUGUUUCGGUGAACUUGAGUGUUCCGUUGAAUUUGUUCGGGGAAAAAAGUCAGAGAAAAUCAAAAAGCAAAUUAUGAGAGCAGAUUAAAAUAUAAUCUUUUUUUUGCGAUCGCUAAUUGAUUUUAAUAGGUUUUUGAGUUUUUGUCAUUGGAACAAAAAAUGAAUAAAUUUUGGUCUCGAUUAGAAAUAUUUGGAAAUUUUUCAUCCCAAAAAUUUAAUUUCUAGAACUAUCUUCUUGGAUAUCACCCACACGGAAUCAUUGGAAUCGGUGCCUGGUCUUGUUUUGGAUUUAAUGGAUGUAAUGCUUUCGAGAUGUUUGAAGGUAUUCGAUUCAAUGUUUGUACUCUUCCUGGAAACUUCACCGCAAUGAUCAGAAGAGAAAUUUUGAUGUCAAUUGGUAUGAUUGAAAGUUCGAAAGAAAGUAUCGAAUACGUCUUAAACUCAAAAAAAUCUGGUCGAGCUGUUGUGAUUGUUGUUGGUGGAGCUGCUGAAGCAUUAGAUGCUCAUCCAGGAAAACACACAUUAACAUUGGCAAAUCGAAAAGGAUUUGUUAGAGAAGCUUUGAAGACUGGUGCACAAUUAGUUCCAGUUUAUGCAUUUGGAGAAAAUGAUGUUUAUAAGCAGAUUAACAACCCGGAAGGAUCAUUUCUUCGAAAAUUGCAAGAAUGGGGAAAAGCAAAGACUGGUAUUUCACUUCCUUUGAUUUAUGGAAGAGGAUAUUUCCAAAUGGCUAUGGGGUUGCUUCCAAUCAAUACACCUGUAAAUGUUGUUGUGGGGGCACCUUUGAAAGUUGAGAAAACGGAGAAUCCAACAAAUGAUGUUAUUGACAAACUUCAUCAAGAAUAUAUGAAUGCAUUGAGUGACUUAUUCGAUGCACAUAAAUCUAAAUAUGGUGUCGACAAAAAUGUUAAACUUAUUUUUCAAUAG